Messenger RNA from Seminavis robusta, 2664 nucleotides. The record is from the annotation of a GenBank genome assembly. NCBI's taxonomy places the organism in Eukaryota, Bacillariophyta, Bacillariophyceae, Naviculales, Naviculaceae.
UUGUGCUCUGUGGUGCUACGUAUUGUAGGUAUCGCGGACAUGGUUGGCGAAGCAGCAGCUCAACACCGCACACCAUGAUGGAUCCACCCGUUGAGAGUCUUUAUAACGAGAGUAACCAUGAUGUGGCUGAAGCAGAAGGGAUGCCAGAAUUGUUGGAGAAAGAAACGAGCGAAGGAAUCGCUGUGCCGGUUGAUGUGGCCCCAGCGAAUGCUAAUAUAUGUAGAAGCAGUCCUGUGAAGGAGUCGGAGAAGGCGGUGGAUACCAAGGCAGGAGCUACCAAGAGAAGUACUAGUAGUAGUAGUACAAAGAGUUCACGUUCACAAGGAAGAGGAGACCGAGGUCGGCAGAGAUCGCCUCGACGAUCCACCGUGAGUGAUGGUCAACGCUCCAAGUCUCUGGUCCUCUUGAAGAGCGAAAAGACAACAGGACAAUCUACUACUAGUAGUACUCCUACCGAUGGUUCCUACCAGCAAGAAUUGGAAAAGGUCUCUCAACAAAUCAACGAGGUAUUUGAUGAAGUGGACCACAAGAGAAACAACAGCACCAACAAUAAGAGCACAUAUGAAUCGGAACUGGAAAAAAUCGAAAAUGAGAUCAAUGCCACAUUUGCUUUUAUUCAAGACAGCAAAGAGGCUGUCGGUCGAGUCAGCGAUGCCAACAAGGUCAUGUCGCGACGCAAUCUCAUGGCACUGAUUGAAGAUGAUGAAGAAGAGGCUAUUGAACAACAAUUCAUCAAAACCAUGUCGCAGCGUCGCCUUACCGUUGUCCACGAUGAAGAUACCAAGAAACAGGAUCCACUGGUUGCUUCCAAACACAAACUGAGACAAAUGAGGAAACAACGGUCUCUCGACAAACAGCAGCGACAUGGUGGUGGUGGAAGAGACAUACAUGUAGAAACGACAACACGGCGGUCUAGACGUCCCAGAGAACCUGAAUCUUCCUCAUCAUCCUCAAGACGAACCAGGACUUCCAACAACAGAGAUUCUUCCUCUUCCAACAAUGACCGCUCGGAGGAUCGGCGACGAAGCGGUCGUCGUAGUACAAGGUCUUCCAGAACUACAGGUGGCAGUUCACGAGUCCGAGACAGCAGCAAUCGCCAAUCCAGGCCGGUUACAAUCGCAGAAGAACAACAACAAAAGGAUACCAAUGCAGCCAACAAAUCGUCUUCCGUUGCCGAGAGUAGUAGUGCUGCCAAGGACAACCGUGACGCUGCAGAUAAAGGACUGGAAACUCCAUCAUCUUUGUUGGUUCCCGAAAGUAUCAAGUCCAACGAGAAGAAUACGGAUGGACGCGACAACGAUAAUCACGAUCCAUCCACCACUGAACAGAGAAAGGAAACCGAAGAGGAAGCACGCAGACGGCGUCGCAAACGAUACGAAGAAAGAAAGCUAAGAAAGCGGCGGGAAGGAGCCGAAAAUGAUGAAAGCCGUCGCCGACGUCGAACGCGAAGCCAUCGUUCCGGCAAUGCACCAAACUCAUCGUCUUCUGCAAUGUCCAACAACAACAACAACAACAACAACAACAAAGAUCGGUCGUCUGCUGCAAGGAGACAUGCCGACAAGACAACUUCUUCUAACAACAAUCGUCGAUCAUCAAGGUCUCCUCGACCACAAACAAGUUCUAGUAGGAACGGACGGUCUUCGUCGGGCGUUGAACCCAUCCGUCGAACUCGAUCAAGAUCCAUGAACAGUAAGGGUACAUCGUCACCGAAUAGUCGCAAACGAAACAUGAUGGCAAGGAUCAAGUCAAAAUCCAAGCUCUACCUGCAAGACGAGCCGGAGAGGUUUCUGGAUUGCACCCAGGAACGGGAAGGUAUCAAGGCGCAAGGACUUAGAAUGGUCCGACUCCAGCAACAAUUGCGGGAUGUGCAGGCAGCAGAAAGGGAGGAAGUGGAAACAAUUCGACAAUCACAUUCGACAAUCACAUCCAAUAAGGACGUCUUGAAGUUGCUGCAAAUGGAACAAAAGGCGUUGAAGGAACAAAACAUGCACGCCAAACAAGCAAUCUUUGCCCUGCACCAAGACACUGUGGCAUUGGAAAAGGCGCAUCAAGAGACCUUUGCACUUUACAAAAAGAUUGAGAACAUUCACCAGGCUGAAGUCACCAAACACAAGGCAUUGGUCAAAAACUUGCCUCAUUUUGAAGAAAAUCUCCGGCUUCGAGCCCAAAAGAUUCACCAGAGGACCAUUGCAAUUGAAUAUGAACGGAGUAUUUAUGAGAUCUGCAACCGAUACAUGGCCAAAAUAGUCAACAGUGUUCAAGAAAAGUGUGAUCAACCUGACCUUGUGGUGAAGAUCGGUGAACUUGCACUUGGUGAUGAUCAAAAAGAGACAUUACAGAUGACCGAUCACGAACGGAAGACGCUUCUGGUGGAUACUGAAGACUCAACUUCCGAAGAAGCAGAAUCCUCCUCGGAAUAUGAAAGCUCGUCUGGCGAGUACGAGACGGAUUCGCACGAUGAUGACGAGGAUGAUAGUGAGUACAGUUACGAAUCAUCAUCAGAAGCUGAUGAUGAAGGAAUUGGCGACAGCUAAGUGUUAUAAUUGACAAAGAAAACUAUGUAGCAGCUCAUAGGCUUGAGCCACCUCGUACUACCAUCUCUGGCUGAUGUUUCAUCCGUACCAUGAACAUGUCAUGACCUAGAUCUGCAACCGAUACAUGGCC